AUGCGGUGGAUUGGUUAUGUGACUGCUAUACUUUGGUGGUCAGGCAUCGCCAGGACCCUCAGCUCCAUGAAUCGAGGUUACAAAAUCAGUCCAAAGCCAUGCCGGGUGGCGGGCCAGCCGAACGUAGAGGGCACCUGCAUGUUCGUCUGGGAAUGCAUCAAGUCCGAGGGCACCCACGUGGGUGUCUGCGUCGACAGCUUCAUGUUUGGCAGCUGCUGCGUGCACAACGCCACGCAGAACAGCAUAGCCAUCGCCGCCGCCGCGGCGGCCGGCCAGCAAUACGCGACCAAAUCAACUAGUCACAAUAAUAGCACGUCGAAUCAAGCUCCAACGACUCGUCGACCGUCGUCCUCGCAAAACAAUCAGCACCAAAUGGCAUCGCGACCGCUUCAAAAGAAGCCCCACUCGAAGCCCGUCAGCAACGGCGGCAACAACAACGGCACCCGCAACAACAGGCCCGGCAACGCCAACUCUUAUCACCACUAUCAGCGACCGGACCAGGAGGAUCGACAGCAGCAUCAUCUCGCGCAUCACGGCAACGGCCAGUACUAUCAUCAUCAGCAUCACCAUCAUCAUCACUAUCAUCAGCAGUCGUCGUUCAAGGACAAGGUCUCGGGUGGCGGCCAGCACAACACGCUGCUGGUCAGGCUGCCCAACAACAAGAAUCAGGCGAGCAACGGCAAGAACCAGCGGCCCGGCGCCAGGCCCUACAACACCAGGCCCGACGAUCGCGACCAGGACGACCAGGAUCUCAGCGUGCAGGAGAGCGUGCAGAGGCCGAGCAUCAAUUCCCUCGACGACGAUGAGGCCAUGAACAAAUUGAACAAGCCGUCGAUGAAUCACAUCUACACGGAGCGACCACAAUGGGCGACCAAACCGUCGCAGCAGCAGCAGCAGCAUCAACAACAGUCUUACUCGCGACCGAACGACUACUCGAAGCCGCAUUUUUCGGCGAAAACGAGCAGCACAACGUCAACGAGCAGUACAACGACGACUACGACGACGACGACGCGACGACCCAUUGAUCACGCGACGACAAAAGUCACCGCCACGUCCCAUUAUUCCGCUCACUCGACCAGUGUGACUGCGGUACCGCAAACGGCCCACUGGCAACUGACGACGGAGCCGGCCUUCGUCACGCGUAACAAGCCAGCUGCGCCUUCCUCUUCCUCGUCGUCGUCGGCGUCGUCUUCUUGGAGCUCGUCGUCGUCGUCGUCGUCGAUGGCCAAACCGCAGCCACAGCACCAUAAGCCACACUGGUCGUCGUCGUCGGCGUCGUCCUCUACCUCGUUCGACGCUCAGCCUCAGAGGCCGAGUUACAAGCCCGAGAAUCACGAGAAUCACGUUUACCAGAAGCCGCACUCGGCUCAUUACAUAACUACGUCGUAUCUCGACAGUCCAACAAAAGCUCGGCCGACGAAGAAGACGCCGCAAGCAGCCGCAACUACCACAGCGGCUAUAACGACGACGAGUAGCCCUACCAGCAGCACAAGUAGUGCUUCUUACAUAGAGAAUGCAACUACGAGUACCAGCACUACGACAACGACACCUACGAUCGUCAAAACAUCAUUUCCGGAGUCAUCGACGACAAUGACGACGACGACGACGACGACGACUGGCUCUCCGCUGAGAACUGGCUCGGUCUUGACGAUACCCGCGGCCUCGGAGAAGAGCAGUAUGUCCUGCGGACUACCGUCGCUCUUUCCGCGACCCGAGACGAGGAUAGUCGGCGGCAAGGAGGCACCAUUCGGCAAGUGGCCCUGGCAGGUCUCGGUACGACGCACCUCCUUCUUCGGCUUCUCGAGCACGCACAGAUGCGGCGGUGCCGUGCUCAACGAAAAUUGGAUCGCCACCGCAGGACACUGCGUCGACGACUUGCUCACGUCGCAGAUACGCAUUAGGGUGGGCGAGUACGACUUCUCGUCGGUGCAGGAGCGGCUGCCGUACGUCGAGCGCGGCAUCACCAAGAAGGUCGUACAUCCCAAGUACAACUUCUUCACGUUCGAGUACGACCUGGCGCUGGUGCGACUGGAAACGCCGCUGGUCUUCGCACCGCACAUAUCGCCCAUCUGCCUGCCGGCCGCCGACGAGCUGCUCAUCGGCGAGAACGCCACGGUCACCGGCUGGGGUCGAUUGAGCGAGGGCGGCACCCUGCCCUCGGUUCUGCAGGAGGUAUCCGUGCCAAUUGUUAGUAAUGACAAGUGCAAAUCAAUGUUCCUCAAAGCCGGCCGUCACGAAUUCAUACCCGAGAUAUUCCUGUGCGCCGGUUACGAAGUCGGUGGUCAGGAUUCUUGUCAGGGCGAUUCGGGUGGCCCUCUACAAGUACGUGGUAAGGAUGGUCGUUAUUUCUUAGCUGGUAUAAUAUCCUGGGGCAUCGGCUGCGCCGAGGCCAAUUUACCCGGAGUCUGCACUCGAAUAUCCAAGUUCGUGCCGUGGAUCAUCAAGAACGUCUCGUGAGAGGAAUGACGACGACAAUGAAUUUUUUAUUCUGCUGGUAUAUUGUAAUGUAUAUCGUCGAUUGAAACACUUUAUGAUCGACCCCCCACGUGUAAUGU
Molecule: messenger RNA, 2555 nt
Organism: Trichogramma pretiosum
Lineage: Eukaryota; Metazoa; Arthropoda; Insecta; Hymenoptera; Trichogrammatidae
Product: serine proteinase stubble-like
Exons: 9
Coding region: 1-2457 (818 amino acids)
Biological process (GO): proteolysis
Molecular function (GO): serine-type endopeptidase activity
Source: RefSeq, a predicted model, not a curated record